Molecule: messenger RNA, 4978 nt
Organism: Cololabis saira (Pacific saury)
Lineage: Eukaryota; Metazoa; Chordata; Actinopteri; Beloniformes; Belonidae
Product: kelch-like protein 33
Exons: 4
Coding region: 113-2581 (822 amino acids)
Molecular function (GO): protein binding
Source: RefSeq, a predicted model, not a curated record
AAGAGUCGGCACAACGAAGCCUUAGAUUCGUCAUUGCAAGAGCUUUAGCUGGAUGUUGUCAGUCAUUUUAAAAACUGUAUGAAAACAAGUGAAUGUGUUAUGCAAAGAUAAAAUGACAACUAGCAUGGAGGUUACCAGCCAUUACCUUCCAACGGAAUGGGAAGAGCGAUGGAAGAGAGAAAAAGAGAGAAGGAGAAGAGUGAUUGAAGAAGGCGGGGAAGGCAUAGAACAAGACAACCGUGAGCUGAGGAGGAUCAUUGCUUACAAUGACACCAGGAUGGGCCUGAACAGUGGGAGGACUGCAAGUGGGGGAUCAGAUGUCAGAAUGAGUGGUACUACUCAGGGGGUCAUUGAGGGGCACAUGGGUGAUGAAACAUCUGGGGAUGAAGAGCGAAAUGUUUAUACGUGUCGCAGUAAAACCUUUGCGAGAGAAGUUUUUGCAGCUCUGAGAGACUUCCAGGAUGCAUCUCUUCUCACAGACCUGACUCUCACCACUGAGGAUGGAAACACCAUCCAAGUGCACUCCCUUAUCCUGGCUGCUGUCAGCACCUUCAUUCUGGAGAGACUGAGAGAAAAAAGCAGGGCCCAAUCAAGCAAUAAUCGAGAGGUAGGAGGCCACAAGUGGUCUUUACAUCUGGGUUCUGAGGUUGAUCAAGCUGGGCUUCAGGCAAUUAUUCAGUUUGCUUAUAGUGGAAAUGUGUCAUUAAGCAAAAACAGCAUGACCCAAAUCAAGGCUGCAGCUGAAGUGCUGGAGGUCCCACGACUGGUGAAUCUCUGCAACAUGGAAAAUCAAGUGAAGCAGGAAAAAGGUGCCAAGACGGGGCACCAAAUCAUCUCUGUACAAGAACAGAUGAGGAUUACUCUCCAGUCUGUGCAGCAGCUAUGGGCAGAUAAAAUUGGCUGUGAUGUAAUUUUAGAAGUAGAUGGCACAUAUUUUCAUGUUCACAGAGUUAUCCUGGCCAUAAGCAGUGACUACUUCCGUGGAAUGUUUACCUGUGGAAUGAGGGAGUCCCACCAGUCUUGUAUUGCCCUUCUCUCACUUUCAGCUGCUGAAUUAGAGGCACUAACUUGUUUCUCCUACACUGGGACCCUUCCACUCAGCUGGGACUCUGUUUUUGAGAUAACCUGCACUGCUCUCCAGCUUCAGUUCCAACUAGCUCUUGUGCUUUGCCUCAGCUUCAUGCAAGAACAACUACAGGCAAGUUCCUGCCUGGAUGUGGCGUCUUUUGCUGAAGCAUAUGGAAUGUCCGAACUCCUUGAGGAAGCCAAUGACUUUGUACUGAGGAACUUCUGGGAAGUGUCAGCCACAACAAAGUUUCAGGACCUACCAGCAGACAAACUUCUCUACUUCCUUAGCUGUGAUGGCCUAUGUGUACACUCGGAGUUGGCUGUGUUUCGGGCUGUAAUUUCAUGGAUUGAAGCCAAUCCUGAGGAGAGAGUGGCCCAAGCUGGUUUACUGAUGACUGGAGUUCGCUUUCCCCUCAUGACCUUUCGAGAGUUCAGGGAGGUCAGAGCCAUUAACUUGCGCAUGGAGUGUUUUGCAGACAAGGAAAUGGAACUCUAUGGUUCAGCACUCAAAGAAUUUGGUUUCAGCCUUCCAGAGUCUCAGGAUCGCUGGCGUGUUCGGCAACCCAAAGAUGUUAUGGCUCUGAUCGGAGGAGACCAGCUUAACCAAGAUGGUGGUCAACGAAUACCCAGCAGGGAAAUUUGGUUUUCCAACUCCCUACGAAGUGGCAUAGGGCUGAUAAAGAAUAUAGAGUGGAGAAGACUGGGAGACAUUCCAGAUAAACCAAAGUUCAGGCACGGGGUAGCAGUGAUAGCUGGGAAGCUGUAUGUAGUUGGUGGAUGUUAUUAUUAUGCCAAAGAUAGCAUAAUGAAAUCAGUAUACAGUUAUGACCCUGGGAGAGACAGCUGGAAGAGGCUGGCAGACAUGCAGGAGUCCAGAAGUAACUUCUCAGCAGUGGUACAUGAGGAAUGCCUAUAUGCCAUUGGUGGAGACAAGGAGAUCAACAAUAACACUGACAGCGUUGAGAUGUACAACCAAGUCACUGACACUUGGAGCUUUGUCCAGCCCUUGAACCACCCUCUAAGUGGCUACGCUGUCUCCACAAUGAACGGAGGAAUUUUCAUCUCCGGAGGUUUCAACUGUAAGUAUGUGUGUCUGGUUUCCAUGUUCCUUUACCAUCCAGGAAGAGGAACCAUCUACCUAGCAGACAUGGCCCAUGACCGAGCACUGCACUGCAUGAAAGCCCUACGAGGAUGUCUCUAUGUUGCCGGCGGGGUGUGUAACCUUAGGAACUUUUAUACUGACCAAGUAUCCUGUGAGGUGUACAACCCUGUGGUCGACUCCUGGACUUCUUUUGCAUCACUGCCUGUUCCUCAUGUUGGAGCUGCUUCAGCAGUCCUAGAAGAGAAGAUGUACAUGCUGGGAGGAUACUCCCAGGAAGACUACAGCGAGUCUAGAUUGGUGCACCGCUUUGAUCCCGGCACACAGCGCUGGGAAAACAUGGGCAAGCUUCCAGGUGCUGUUGCUGACAUCCAGGCCUGUGUGUUGCGCCUGCCCCAGCACUUCAGACACUGACUGGUUCAAACACAUUGCUUUAAAUACAGGACUUUAUAUUGAUACAUUUUUAGUGAAGACACAUUUAGUCCUGUAUGACAAAAUGUGGAUAAAGUAAACAGCAAUGAUUAAAACAAGUUUAGUCUUCCUGGCUUUGAGUUAUUCUAUUUUAGAUCCAAAGUGAAUGUAUCAGCAAAAUUACUUAUCACAAAAUACCUUUGAUGAUGUUUCAAAGUAUAAGUUACUGUACAUGUACAAACUGGUAUUAAAUUAAAGUGGCAGUUUUAGAAGAAUAAAAGACAUUGUCAUUGUUUUAAAAAAGAUGUUCUUGACUCUUCCAUAUUUUCAGUUUAAUAUGGGUAUGAAUUAUUUUUUGGUUUGUUUAAUUGAAAAAAUCUAAUUGUAAUGUAUUUCCAAUAUAUUAAGCAUUAUAUUCUUUAGUUAUUUUUGCCUGGUAUUAAAGAAAACUGAACUAAAACUGAACAUUUCCUUUAAUUUAUCUUGUUUUCUCAAAGUACUCUUCAUAUAAGUUCACUUAUCGUUAAAAAUCUGUAAUGCACCACACAAUGGAUAUUGAUUUCAUGCACGAAUAAAGAAAAAGAUGGAAAAAGGUAUAAACAUCAGACAGAACAUGACAUAAUUUCUGUAAAUAUAGGCCACUUAAAAUAAAAAAAGAAAAAUUAAAGAGAAAGGUGAACAUUUUGCAAAGUUUUCCUAAGUUGCCAGUAGACCCCUGAGCCACCAUUGCUAUUUGUUCAGAAACACAGGAGGAAAAAAAGGAGACUAGUUAAAAGUGUAUUUAUUUAGUUUAGUUUAAUCAUUUUGACUGAAGAACCCAAAGUGUCCUUUCUCAUCAGUGAAAAUUAGUGAGAUCUUUGAAUGAUGUACACAGUGUUCACAGUGGGAUUACUACUCAGAACAGAGGAAGUUAAACUCCUGCAUGUCAUUUCUUUUGAACCACUUGUGUUUUCCAGCUCUUUGCAUGGCUCCAGACAUGUCACAGCGGUCCCCCUUCUCACCCGAGUCCACGUUGUGGUACGUGACCACCUCACCACCGACCCAGAACCAGAAAUCCAGAGUGCAGGUGUAGCGCAGCCCCGUCCAGACAAAUUCAGUGGUGGCGUUCUUGACUCUCUCUUGGACCCAUCUCUGGUCAUUGAGGUCGGUGAUGGAGACCAGGUCACGGUGGUUUUCUCUACAGUAGUACAAGGCAUCCUCCCAAGUUAGAUUUUCUUGGACCAGGAUCACUUUAUCUGUUAUCUGAUUCACCAAUGUCCGCUUUAAUGGCAACGGCUGAUGAUAGGGUCGCGGGUUAGGAAGGAAAACAAAAGUAACUGAACUUGUACUCAGUGAAAUUUGUAUCUGUUGUAUGUCAAGAUGUUUAUUUAGCCUUAAAUUUAAAAAAAGAAUUCUCACCAUCAUAACAGAUGAAGGGUUUUUCUUUUGCACAGGUAUCGCCUUCCACUUUCUAUCACUUGUCUUGGUUGUGGCACAUUGAUCCUUUUUUUCUUGUUUCUUGUCUGAAAGAGAACCUGUUCCCAUCUGACCACCUCCAGGUGUCACUGAACAGACCAAUGAACACAGAGUUCAUUUCCUGGCUACUGUUUAGCUGUUGUAUUGGCAGUUGAUAUUUUAGCUGCUGGAUAUGUAACUGUUGUGGUCGAGGGGUCUGUGUGCAUCAACAUAAAUAGUGUGCAUAAAUAACGUGCAUACACACAUAAGUGAAAGAUUUUAUCAUUCCUUCAAGACUUCUAGCUCACAACAUUAAAGUGCUGAGGUUUUUCUAUCUGCUGCCUUAAUUUGUCCAGUUUUACAUAAUUGUUUUGCUUUCAUCCUCCACAUUGUUUUCAGUUGAAAAGGGAAAAGUCUAUAGCAUGUAUGCCAAACAGUUUUCUCCUCACGUUUAAGACUGCAAGUAGAUUUUUCAGUAAGUACAAAUGUGAGAUAUUGUUCAAAUCAAUGUUCUUAUAGAUGAAUAUUUCUGGUGCAGCCAAUUAUUGUUCAGUUGUUUGAUAUUUGAGCGCAUGCUUAGUGCCUGUUAUACUGGCUUUACUAGCGUUAUUGCUAACCAUGAGGAGUUUUCAGACCUAUAUUAAGCUCGUGUUCACCUAAUUUAUGGGAAUGUGUUUGACAACAGUUGUGGCUAUGAAGGUGCAAAGUAGAUUUAUUAAAGUUGAACUGCUAUUAAGAGUUAAUUUAUAGAGUAUUAUAGCUGCAAAUAUUUACUUUUCUAUAAGUAAAUUUACUGUAUGUGAAAUAUGGAUAUGUUGUUCUGUGUUACAUUUUUUUCAGUUUUCAAAAAAUAAAUAAAUAAGUGAAAGGAAAUUAGUCGUAAAAGGUAUACUUUGUCAAGAACACGGGUUUACAGGACAUUUUUGUGGGCUAUCUGUUUAGCAUUGCUUAUAUACGCGAAUGAAA